Molecule: messenger RNA, 2885 nt
Organism: Salarias fasciatus (jewelled blenny)
Lineage: Eukaryota; Metazoa; Chordata; Actinopteri; Blenniiformes; Blenniidae
Product: TGF-beta receptor type-2-like
Exons: 10
Coding region: 125-1891 (588 amino acids)
Biological process (GO): cellular response to growth factor stimulus; heart development; cell surface receptor protein serine/threonine kinase signaling pathway
Cellular component (GO): plasma membrane; signaling receptor complex
Molecular function (GO): ATP binding; metal ion binding; transforming growth factor beta receptor activity, type II
Source: RefSeq, a predicted model, not a curated record
UGUCAGAGAGUGCGUGGAUGUCUCUCCAGCUGCUGAGCAGUGGAGCUCUCUCUCUCUCUCUCUCUCUCUCUCUGUUUCUCUCUGGACCUCAGCUCGUGCCUCUCUCGGUUCCUCCUGGAUGUGAAUGAGAAGCGGGAACAUGGAGGCUCCGCGCCGCUGCGUCUCUUUCUCCGGAGCUUUAACCGUCCUCUUCCUCUGCUCGCUGCUGGAGUCCGGGACCGCCGAUAAGCCUCCGUUCUACCCGCUCAACAAGCUCUGUAAGUUCUGCGACGUGGACCUUUCGUCCUGCAGCGGCACGGGGUCCUGCACGUCCAACUGCUCCAUCACCGCCAUCUGCGACUUCUUCAACGAGGUCUGCGUGGCGAUCUGGAGGAAGAAUGAAACGGGAUUCUCCAUCGAGACGUUGUGCCACAACCCGGCGCUGCCGCUGUACGGCGUCAUGCUGGACGACUACAACAGCUCCACCUGCCUGAUGAAGGAGCGGAACACGACGGGCGGGAUGGCUCUGGUCUGCUCCUGCAAGGACGACGAGUGUAACGACGAGCUGCAGUUUGCCCCUCUUUGGGAACCGACUCCGGAAGACCCUCUGAAGUUUGUGAUCCUGGUGAGCCUGCUGCCUCUGCUGCUGAUGGUCGUCGUGGUCGUUGGGAUGUUCUGCUGGUAUCGAACCUACCGCCAGCGGCAGCUCAGCCAGGAGUGGGAGAGCAGCAUCAAGAAGCGCAAACCGAUGGCCGGCGGGCUGGACUGCAGCGACGCCUGCGCCAUCAUGAUGGACGACGAUCGGUCCGACAGCAGCUCCACUCUCGCCAACAACCUCAACCACAACACCGAGCCGCUGCCCAUCGAGCUGGACCUACUGGUGGGAAAAGGUCGCUUCGCUCAGGUAUAUAAAGCCAAAUUAAACCAAACCACCUCAGAUCAGUUCGAAACUGUGGCGGUGAAGAUCUUCCCCUACGAGGAGUACGCCUCCUGGAAGAACGAGAAGGACAUCUUCUCCAACACCGACCUCCGUCACGAGAACAUCCUCCACUUUCUGACGGCCGAGGAGAGGAAGGUGGAGAAGCAGUACUGGCUCAUCACUGCCUUCCACCCCAGAGGAAACCUACAGGAGUACCUGACGCGUCACGUGAUCAGCUGGGAGGAGCUGCAGGGCUUGAGCAGCUCGUUGGCCCGGGGUGUGGCCCACCUCCACAGUGACCGCCUCCCAUGUGGGCGCCCCAAGGUUCCCAUCGUGCACCGAGACCUGAAGAGCUCCAACAUCCUGGUGAAGAACGACCUGACGUGCUGCGUGUGUGACUUCGGCCUGGGACUAUGCCUGGACAGCAGUCUGUCCGUGGACGACCUCGCCAACAGCGGACAGGUGGGAACCGCUCGCUACAUGGCCCCGGAGGUGCUGGAGGCCCGGCUCAACCUGGAGAACAUCGAGUCCUUCAAGCAGACCGACAUCUACUCCAUGGCGCUGGUGCUGUGGGAGAUGACGUCGAGAUGCGAGGCCAUCGGAGAGGUGAAGGACUACGAGCCGGCCUACGGUUCCAAAGUGCGAGAGCACCCCUGUGUGGAGAGCAUGAAGGACAACGUGCUGCGGGACCGAAGCCGGCCGGAGAUAGCAGACAGCUGGCUCACACACCAGGGCGUGGCAGUGAUCUGCGCCACCAUCAAGGAGUGCUGGGACCACGACCCCGAGGCCCGGCUCACCGCCCACUGCGUGGCCGAGCGCCUGCUGGAGCUGGAGGACGAGCCGGACAAGCUGUCCAGCCGCAGCUCGUCGGCGGAGAAGCUCCCGGAGGAGCAGAAGGUCCCGGUGGAGGUGGAGAUCCCAGAGGAGCAGGUGAAGAUCAGCGAGAUCCAGAACAUCAUCGCCGUGGACUGCUCGGUGAGCGACCACAAGUGAGCUCUCGGCGGUGGAGGCGGGGCUGAGGCGGAGGACGCUCAGGAGCUGAGCUCCUGCAGGACGUUGAGCCGGACUGAGUCUGAACUCUGGGCUCUGCUUCAGCCUCAGGCCCCGCUCACAUGACCGCCGUCGACUGGAAACAGCCGGGAUUCACUCCUUCACAGCCGGCGCCGAGCAGCGUUUUUACACAAGUGGCCUUCAGAAGGUUGGUUGAAGUCGGCUGUUUCCACUGGAGAGCGCCGUGGAAGCGAGGCCUGGCCGUCCCGGCCCUGACGGGACACACACCCCAAACCAAAACCCAACUGGAAACUGCUUCACACACAGCGAUAACCAUCAAACCAAAGAUGUCUGAAGUGCACUUUACCGUGUGACAACGAUGCUCCUCAGAGGUUUGGUGCUUCCCAACACGCCUUCUCCUCAAAGUGCCUUCGCCUUGUUGCCUAUGAGCCAAAGCACCAAAACAGUUCGCCUGAACGCCAGUGCUGCUGCAGACUCCACCCACACCAGCAGGAACCUCCAGGAACACACCAGCGGAGCCUUUUCUGUUCGCUCACUCAUGUUUGGGGACGUGUUCUCCUCACGGGCACAAAAACAAAGCGCCCGUUUCUGAAAAGGUCAGUUUGAAGGUGAGACGCUGGACAAGCGCCUCGAGGAAAUGAAUGUAAGUCAAUGGUAUGUCCUCCAAAGAUCCAAAGACAGGACUCUGUGUGUGUGUGUGUGUGUGUGUGUGGGAGAUGCUUUAAGCUUGCUUGCCAGAUGAACAAGCAGGUUGUACAGAGGAGACGGUUCAGCCGCCCUGCUCCAGAGCUCAUCUGCGACCAUCAAGCUUCCAUAAAGACAUAUUUUUUAAAGAAGUCUAUGUUUUCUGUCUGUAUCGUUGGGAAAAUGUGGGGUUUAUGUGCCCAGAAUCUUUUACUCUGCCUUAAAACACCGUAUGUGUCAUAUGUAAAAUACUGUAAAUCUUUUAUGAAUUAAAGAUAUUUCUGUAUACUGA